This is a messenger RNA of Paramecium tetraurelia, 369 nucleotides long. RefSeq lists its product as uncharacterized. The transcript has 2 exons. The record is from RefSeq and is a predicted model, not a curated record. Lineage: Eukaryota; Ciliophora; Oligohymenophorea; Peniculida; Parameciidae.
AUGAGUUCAAUGGAACCUUAUCGUGAAGAAUUUCUAGAAGAAUUGGAUAAAAUCAGACAGCAAUACAGUUUUGGACAAUCUCAAUAGAUGUCUUAGAGUCAAUAGAAGAAGGUGAACUUGCAAUUCAAAGUUACCGAUACGAAUGAUAUUUGGAAUAAUAGUAAAUAUUCUGAUAAUAAAUGGAGAGGGAACCUAACAACCACAUUCUAUAAUAAGGAGCACAAUGCUAGUCAUUAUGAGGUGAACUCACUUUUGAAUCCGGAAGUUACGAGAAAGAAUUUCAAUAUGAGAGCUACUCAGAUAUCUGAAUAUUCAAAUGCGAAACAUAACAAUACAGUGUUUGUGAAUCCCAAGUUUACAAGUUGCUGA